Messenger RNA from Morus notabilis, 4731 nucleotides. Its product is annotated as TMV resistance protein N-like. The transcript has 5 exons. Bases 221 to 4117 code for a protein of 1298 amino acids. The record is from RefSeq and is a predicted model, not a curated record. NCBI's taxonomy places the organism in Eukaryota, Viridiplantae, Streptophyta, Magnoliopsida, Rosales, Moraceae. Gene Ontology annotation, molecular function: protein binding; ADP binding. Gene Ontology annotation, biological process: defense response; signal transduction.
AAAGAUAUUCAUCGUCCAAUCGUAACAAUGGCAGUAUUCUUUGCUUAUUUAAUUCAAAAUAGAAACCUUCCCGUAUGGGGCGGAAAAAAAAAAAAAUUAUGAUUGUACCAACAUUAAACGAGAACCACUUAUUUUUGCGUACAGCUAGCUAUCGACCGAAAACACAGUACAAGUCAAUCACUAAUGUAGCGCUGCACAGUACACACGCACAGUGAAAAAAAUGGCGGAAGACGACGUCGUUUCGUCGCCGCCGGCUCCGGCGGUGGCGUUCAGGCAGCGGUGGGACGUGUUCCUGAGCUUCAGAGGCGAAGACACACGCGAGAGCUUCACCAUGAGUCUCUACAAGUCGCUCGAUAGAGAAGGCGUCCGAGCUUUCUUAGACGACGACGGCCUCAAUCGCGGCGACGAGAUUGCGCCGUCUCUGCUGGAGGCGAUCGACGACUCCGCCGCCGCCGUGGUCGUGGUCUCGCCGAGGUACGGCGACUCGCGGUGGUGCCUGGAGGAGCUGGCCAAGAUCUGCGAGUGCCGCGGGAAGCUGAUCCUGCCGGUUUUCUACCAGGUCGAUCCGUCCCAUGUCCGGCGACAGACCGGGCCGUUCGAAGAGGAUUUCAGAAUUCAUGAGAGAAGGUUUGGAGUUGAUAAGGUGUUAAGGUGGAGGAGAGCCAUGGAAAAAGUCGGUGGAAUUGCUGGUUGGGUUUUCAAGAACGGGGAAAAAGAAGAAAUAAUCAAACAUUUGGUGAAAAGUGUAUUGAGCGCAAUCAGAAAGACCCCUGUGGGUUUGGCUUCAUACACUGUUGGACUUGAAUCUCGCCUUGAAGAAGCGACAAAAAUGUUGGAUGUUAAAUCCAAUGGAAUCCGAGUUUUGGGAAUUCAUGGCAUGGGCGGGGUUGGCAAGACAACCCUCGCUACGGCUCUCUUCAACAAAGUUGUUGGACACUUUGAGCACCGCAGUUUUGUAUCGAGUGUCAGAGAAAUUUCGGCUCAAGAGGAUGGUCUCGUAUCUCUUCAAAACAAACUCAUUAAGGACCUUUCCAAUGGUAGUGAUGUAGAUGAUGUUAAUCAUGGAAUUGCUUCAAUCAAACGGAUAGUAAAUGAGAGGCGAGUUCUAGUGGUUUUGGAUGAUGUUGACAAUGUAAGCCAACUAAAUGCGGUAAUGGCUAAAAGAAAGUGGUUUUAUGAAGGAAGUAGGAUUAUUAUUACCACUAGAGAUCAAGAAGUUUUACAACAACCGCUUGUGGAUAUGAAGUAUGAGGUCAGAGAAUUGGAUACAUCUGAGGCGCUAAAACUUUUUAGUUACCAUGCACUAAGAAAAGAGAAACCAACAGGUAUGUUCUUCAAGCUGUCCGAGCAAAUUGUGUUGUUAACCGGAGGGUUACCGUUGGCUCUAGAAGUGUUUGGUUCUAUGCUUUUUGACAAAAGGAGGAUAGAGGAAUGGAAAGAUGCGCUACAGAAACUGAAGCAGAUUCGACCGGCAAAUCUUCAAGACGUUUUGAAGAUCAGCUAUGAUGCGCUAGAUGAGCAAGAGAAAUGCAUAUUCCUUGACAUCUCGUGUCAGUUUGUUACGAUGGGAAUGGAUAGAGAUUAUGCAGUUGACAUUCUGAAGGCGUGUGGUUUUGGGGCCGAGACAGCAAUCACAGACCUCACGGCAAAAUCGCUCAUUAAGAUUACUGAAGAGAAUACUCUGUGGAUGCAUGACCAAGUUAGAGACAUGGGAAGACAAAUUGUUUGGCAUGAAAAUCCGCUUGAUCCUUGCAUGCGUAGCAGACUGUGGGACCGUGAUGAUAUCAUGACUGUCUUCUUGGAUGAUGAGAGAAGAAAAUGUACACAAGGAAUUGUCCUAGACUUAAAGAGAAAAAGGAUGGUGAAGGAUCCUGAUGGUAGCAGAAUAUUAUGGAAUAAUCUUCAAAGAAGCCCCAGUUUGACUUAUGCAAUUGCUUACUUAAAAGAAAGAUACAAAGAGUACCAAAAACAUCAAGCAGAGAAGAAGAGGGAGAUUACAAUUCGGGCUAAGCCCCUCAGAACAAUGGUCAACCUAAGAUUGCUCCAAAUAAAUUAUAUCAACCUUGAAGGACAAUUCCAAUUCCCUUCAGAACUCAAGUGGCUGGAGUGGAAAGGGGGUCGUUUAAAAUCGUUCUCAUCUGAUUUUGGUGCUAAGAAACUUGCCAUACUAGAUCUUUCGCACAGCAAAGUUGAAAGACUCUGGAGUUGGCAUAGUAACGAGGUGGCUGAGAAUUUAAAGAUAUUGAACCUCAGUGAUUGCUACUAUCUGGCUGCUCUUCCUAAUUUAUCCGGAAAUCAGAAAUUGGAAAAGCUUAUCCUCAAGCAUUGUGUAAGCCUGACUAAGAUUGAUGAAUAUAUAGGGAAUAUGAACACGCUGAUUCACUUGAACCUAACAGCUUGUUCAAAUCUUAUUGAUUUCCCUUCCGAUAUGUCCGGAUUGAAACGGCUUGAGAAUCUUAUUCUCUCUGGCUGCUCAAAAUUAAAACGACUUCCAGAAAACUUAGGCAGCAUGAGAUCUUUGAAAGAGCUUCUAGUUGAUGAGACUGCAAUAGAAAGCCUACCGGAAUCUAUCUUCCACCUGACCGAACUCGAGAAGCUUAUCUUAAACCGUUGCAGCCAAUUAAAGAGACUACCCCAUUGCAUAGGAAAGCUCUGUUCUCUGAAAGAACUCUCUCUUAAUGCAUCUGGAUUAGAAGAAUUGCCAGACUCCAUUGGAUCUCUGGAAAACCUUCAGAAGCUAAGUGUCAUGUGGUGUGCCUCAUUGUCUGUACUUCCUGAUUCCAUUGGCAAUCUCAAGUUGUUGACAGAGUUUUCUGUUUUGGCAAGUCCAAUAAAAGAACUCCCUCUUUGUAUCGGUUUCUUACCGAAUUUGAAGGAUUUAUCGCUGGGGAAAGGCAAAUUCCCCGCAGAAUUGCCUCCUUCAAUGGGAAGAUUAGAUUCUCUUGUGAUGCUUCAGAUAGAUGAGACAUCAAUCACUGAUCUGCCUGAUCAGAUUGGAGAACUGAAAUCACUGAAGAAGCUUCAGAUGUGGAAAUGUGGAUCUCUUAGAUCGUUGCCCGAGUCAAUUGGCAGCUUAGUGUCUCUUACUACUUUGGUAAUUCAUGAAGCUAAAAUCAAGGAGCUUCCAGAAUCAUUUGGUAUGUUAGAGAACCUAAUAGUGCUGAGACUCAACUUUUGUAGAGAGCUACAUAAGCUUCCAGCUUCAAUAGGAAAAUUAAAGUCCUUGCACCGCCUGCUGAUGGCGGAUACUGCAGUGACAGAAUUACCCGAAAGCUUUGGUAUGCUCUCAAGUUUAAUGGUAUUGAACAUUUCGAAGAAUCCUCAAGUGCUAGAUAGCAAUGAAACUAGAACACCUGUGGUUCACAGUUCACAAAAAUGUUCUUUUUUUCCGACUUCUUUCUCGAAUCUAUCCUCACUGAGUGAAUUGGAUGCUCGCACCAGGGGAAUAUCUGGUAAAAUUCCUGAUGAUUUUGAGAAGUUGGCAUCUCUAGAGCUUCUAAAACUUGGCAACAACAAUUUCUGCAGCCUCCCAUCCAGCUUAAGGGGCAUGUCAAUUCUUAAAGAACUUCUUCUGCCUCAUUGUAGAGAGCUAAAGUCCCUUCCUCCACUUCCCUCGAGUUUGGUUAAGGUGGAUGUUGCAUACUGUACUCAAUUGGAGAAUAUUUCUGAUCUUUCAAACUUGGAAAGCUUAGAGGAAUUGAACCUUACAAACUGUGAGAAAGUUGAGGAUAUUCCUGGCCUUGAAUGCUUGAAGUCUUUAAAAAGGUUGUACAUGAAUUGUUGCAAUACUUGCUCCUUGGUAACUAAGAAAAGACUUGCUAAGGCCUCUUUGAGGAAAAUAAGGAAUCUUAGCAUGCCAGGAAGCAAGAUCCCAGAUUGGCUGUGUCAAGAUGUGGUCACAUUCACAGAACGCAGGAAUAGUCCUCUCCGAGGCGUAACUAUAGGUGUAGUUGUAUCUCUCAACGAUCAAAUUCAAGAUGACUCCAGACAUAACUUUCCUGGGAUAGUUGACAUUCAAGCACAGAUCCUCAAACAAGGUCUUCCCAUCUUCACCACGGUUUUUAACUUGAAUGGAGUACCGAAUAAGGGCGAAGAUCAACUUCACUUGUGUCGGUAGCCGCCCGAUCACCCUUUGGUUUCCCAGUUGAAAAAUGGAUAUCAGAUUUUGGUAACAAAGAGAAACCCGCCAUUAAUGAAAGGUGUUGAGCUGAAAAAGUGGGGUGUUUAUUUGGUUUAUGAAGGAGAAGAUGAUUAUGAGGGUGAUGAAGAGUCGUUGGAUGAAAGCCAACAAUCCAUUUCCGAAAAACUAGCAAAGUUUUUCAGAACAUUUGAAGAGGGUGAUAACGUUAAUUCUGAAUACUCUUGUGAUCAAGUGGAAACAAGUGUGCAAGAGACUCGUGGAAGAGCGCAAAUGUUUUGUAAUCUCCAUUUUGUUAUAGUGGAAUUUCUUCGCCGUUUCCGUUGGUGGAUGUAGACUAAAAGCCGAAUCUAUGUUAAUUCUUGGUGUUUCUUGAAUUUUUUCGGUUAUUCAUAUUUUAUCCUAUAAUCUGUUUAAUUCAACGUUUGGCACAACACGUUGAACUCAGUUGGCAGAGGAUAUUUGCCUCCAAUUUUUGUUGCUCUUUCUUUUCUUCAGUUGGUUAUACUUGCGUAUAGUGUAAAAUAUCCAUAUAUCAUGUGGACAAAUUGAUGAUCUAUAAUUAUUCCAUUGUUAAUGAUAUAGUUUCAUGA